Messenger RNA from Sphaerodactylus townsendi, 1681 nucleotides. Its product is annotated as acetylcholine receptor subunit gamma-like. Lineage: Eukaryota; Metazoa; Chordata; Lepidosauria; Squamata; Sphaerodactylidae. Gene Ontology annotation, molecular function: acetylcholine-gated monoatomic cation-selective channel activity; transmembrane signaling receptor activity. Bases 29 to 1549 code for a protein of 506 amino acids. The transcript has 12 exons. Gene Ontology annotation, biological process: signal transduction; regulation of membrane potential; monoatomic ion transmembrane transport. Gene Ontology annotation, cellular component: synapse; neuron projection; postsynaptic membrane. The record is from RefSeq and is a predicted model, not a curated record.
GCAAGGAGCCAGCCCCAGAGAGGCUGCCAUGGGACCCCCAAGGAAGCUAUGGCUGGGGGUGCUGGUCUGCUGGGGGACACUCCGGCUCCUGGAGGCCAACGAAGACGCCCGGCUCUUCGACACUCUGUUUGCCAACUACGACAAGAGCCGCCGGCCUGUGCGCCAAGCGGAAGAGGUGGUGGAAGUCUCCAUCAAGCUGACCCUCACCAACCUCAUCUCACUGAACGAGAAGGAAGAGACGCUCACCACCAACGUCUGGAUCACACAAGAGUGGCACGAUUACCGCCUGGACUAUGCCAGUGAAGAUUUCGGUGGGGUUUCUGCCCUCCAGGUCCCUGCAGACCAGGUCUGGCUGCCGGACAUUGUCCUGGAGAACAACAUCGAUGGCCAGUUUGAAGUGGCUUAUUUCUCCAACGUCCUGAUCUACCCGGGGGGGUACAUGUACUGGCUGCCGCCGGCCAUCUUCCGAAGCACCUGCUCCAUCGCGGUGACCUUCUUCCCGUUUGACUGGCAGAACUGUUCCCUCGUCUUUCGGUCCCAAACGUACAAUGCCGACGAGGUGCAGCUGACCUUCGGCCUGGACGACGACGGAAACCCCCUGCAGGCGGUCCACAUUGACCCUGAAGCCUUCACGGAGAAUGGCGAGUGGGCCAUCCAGCACCGCCCGGCCCGCAAAGUGCUGGCCGCUGGGAUCGAGGCCCCCGGCUACUCAGAGAUGCACUUCUUCCUCAUCAUCCAGCGCAAGCCGCUCUUCUACAUCAUCAACAUCAUCAUCCCCUGCGUGCUCAUCUCCUCCCUGGUGGUGCUCGUCUACUUCCUGCCCGCCGAGGCUGGGGGGCAGAAGUGCACCGUCAGCAUCUCUGUGCUGCUGGCCCAGACGGUCUUCCUGUUCCUGAUCGCCCAGAAGGUUCCAGAAACGUCGCUCAGCGUCCCCCUCAUUGGCAAGUACUUGAUUUUUGUGAUGGUCGUGGCCACCAUCAUCGUCACGAACUGCGUGAUCGUCCUGAACGUCUCGCUGCGUUCCCCCAGCACCCACGUCAUGUCGGAGCGGCUCAAACAUGUAUUCUUGGAGGUUCUUCCGCGGUACUUGGGCUCCACCUUGGAACCGGCAGGCGAAGACCCCUGGGAUGCCCCCCAGGCCCGCCGACGCAGCUCCUUCGGGAUCAUGCUGAAGGCAGAGGAGUACAUCCUGAAGAAGCCCCGGAGCGAGCUCCUCUUCGAGCGCCAGGGGCAGCGGCACGGGCUGCAGCGGGGACCCGGCUGCCGGAUGACCCACGGGCUCGAUGUGCAAAUGACCAGCACUCUGUACAAGAACUUGGCCAACCUGGCGCCAGAAAUCAAAGAGUGCGUGGACGCCUGCAACUUCAUCACGGACAGCACCAAGGACCAAAAUGCAGAGAGUGGGGAGAUGGAGAACUGGGUGCUCAUCGGGCAAGUGAUAGACAAGGUCUGCUUCUGGGCGGCCAUCUUGCUGUUCACCAUCGGGACUCUGGCCAUCUUCCUCACGGGGUAUCUCAACAUUGUGCCGGACGACCCCUUCCCCGAGUAGGCGGACAGGUGGACAGCAGCUUCUCCAGCGAGCGGCGGUGGUGGCGGUGGGGGGGGCUUCUCCUUGGCUCGCCCCCCACCUUAGCAGCAGGCUCCGUAACUCCUGAGUGUCCUAGACUGUCCCAGCACACGA